AUGUUGCUCUCUCUCGAAAACGCGCCAUAUAUCGUCGUGGGCUUGGCCCUCGCCUAUUUCUUGGGUCCUUACUUCCAGCGCUGGCGUCUGCACGAUAUCCCGAGUCCCAGCUUUGCCGCGUUCACCAACUUCUGGCUGUUGCUUCAGACUCGCCAGGGUAAGCGCUUCUUGUCGGUCGAUGCUGCCCACAAGAAGUAUGGCAAGCUCGUCCGCAUUUCUCCCAAACAAGUCUCCAUCGCCGACGAUGCAGCCGUGCCGCUCAUCUACGGACACGGCAAUGGCUUCCUGAAAGCUGACUUCUAUGAUGCCUUUGUCUCCAUCCGCCGUGGUCUCUUCAACACCCGCGACCGUAUCGAGCACACCCGCAAGCGUAAGACGGUCUCCCACACCUUUAGUGCCAAGUCCAUCGGCCAGUUCGAACAGUACAUCCACCACAACAUUGAAGAGUUCGUCAAGCAGUGGACCAAGCUCGCCGAGCUGCAGGGCAACCCCAAGACCGGCUAUGCCAGCUUGGAUGCUCUGAAUUGGUUCAACUACCUGGCCUUUGACAUCAUCGGUGACCUCGCUUUUGGUGCUCCCUUCGGUAUGCUCGAGAAGGGCAAGGAUAUUGCCGAGGUCCGCAAGAACCCCAACGAUCCCCCCAAGUAUGUCGCUGCUGUCGAGGUUCUCAACCGUCGUGGUGAGGUCUCCGCCACUCUGGGCUGUAUGCCGUCUUUGAUCCCCUUCGCCAAGUACAUCCCCGACCGUUUCUUCAGCGAGGGUCUCCAGGCCGUUUCUGACUUGGCCGGUAUCGCUAUCGCUCGUGUCAGUGAGCGUACCAAGCCCGAGGUCAUGGCCAACAACACCCGUGUCGACCUGCUCGCCCGUCUGAUGGAGGGUAAGGACCACACAGGCAACCCUCUCGGCCGUGAGGAAUUGACCGCCGAGGCCCUCACUCAGCUCAUCGCUGGCUCCGACACCACCUCCAACACCGCCUGUGCCAUCCUCUACUGGUGCCAGCGCACCCCCGGUGUUAUCGAAAAGCUGCACAAAACCCUUGAUGAGGCCAUUCCUAAGGACAUCGAGGUCCCCACUCAUGCCAUGGUCAAGGAUAUCGACUACCUGCAGUGGGUGAUUUGGGAAACCAUGCGUAUCCACAGCACCUCCGCCAUGGGUCUUCCCCGUGAGAUCCCUGCCGGCGCCCCUCCCGUCGAGAUUUGUGGUCACAUUUUUGGCCCCGGUGACGUCCUCUCCGUGCCCACCUACACUGUCCACCGCUCCAAGGAGAUCUGGGGUCCUGAUGCCGAGGAAUUUGUGCCCGAGCGCUGGAGCCCCGACCGUCUUACCCCGCGCCAAAAGGCCGCCUUCAUUCCUUUCAGCCAUGGCCCUCGUGCAUGCGUUGGCCGCAAUGUCGCUGAGAUGGAACUUCUCGUCAUGGGCGCUACUGUUUUCCGCCUCUUCGAGUUCCAGAUCGAGCAGAAGGGUCCCAUGGAGACCCGUGAGGGUUUCCUGCGCAAGCCCCUUGGUCUCGAUGUUGGCAUGCGCCGUCGCACCAACCGUAACUAA
Molecule: messenger RNA, 1545 nt
Organism: Penicillium atrosanguineum
Lineage: Eukaryota; Fungi; Ascomycota; Eurotiomycetes; Eurotiales; Aspergillaceae
Product: cytochrome P450
Exons: 2
Coding region: 1-1545 (514 amino acids)
Molecular function (GO): iron ion binding; oxidoreductase activity, acting on paired donors, with incorporation or reduction of molecular oxygen; heme binding
Source: RefSeq, a predicted model, not a curated record